Molecule: messenger RNA, 771 nt
Organism: Formica exsecta
Lineage: Eukaryota; Metazoa; Arthropoda; Insecta; Hymenoptera; Formicidae
Exons: 1
Coding region: 1-771 (256 amino acids)
Source: RefSeq, a predicted model, not a curated record
AUGGCGGAGCAAUUCGUACCUCAACAGCAACUUCAAUAUACGAUUGAUCGCUAUCUCGAUAAUUUCAAGAAAAUCGGUAGGAACAAUCUAACACCAGCUAAGGUGCGUUCCAGGAUUUCCCAGCUCGAAAAGAUCUGGACUCAAUAUUUCAACGGACAUACAGAACUGUCGCAGAAAAUCCCGGAAGCAACUAGGUCGUCUCUCAUCUACUUCAAGGAAAAACACUACGACGCGACCUACGCAGUCUAUCAAAACGCUCUGGACCACAUGGCAGAAAUCCUGGAGGAAAUGGAGCCAGUCGUGAGUCCAAAUCCAUCUCUGUCCUCGACAAGGCUGCACGCGGACGCGUCCGCGUUUUCGUUAUCGCAUCUUCCGCCUAUAAAAUUACCUCCGUUCGACGGUAAUUAUGACGAAUGGGAGCAAUUUCGCGAUCGAUUUACGACGCUAAUUCGAAACAACACCGAGUUAACUGACUUUGCGCGCAUGCAUUUUUUAUCAUCGUGUCUGAAAGGUAGCGCGCUGGAAUGUAUCGCGAAUAUUUCUAUAACGGCCGCUAAUUUUGAAAUAGCGUGGAAAGCCUUGACCUCGCGGUACGAAGACAAAAAGCGGUCGAUAAACAAACAUCUUUCGACAUUACUCAAUUUAUCGACCAUCUCGCGCGAAUCUGCUACCAAGAUGCAGACCUUAUACCAGUGCUCGGAUUUAGUUGCACAUUUCAGCCCGAUUCCGUGGCUCACGCCUAUUGCCCCCAACUCAUCGCUCGUGCGUUAG